AUGAACAGCCUCGAAGUUGUGUUGCAGAUCAAUGAGAACGUUGCACUGGUUCGAGCCCCUAAAAUUAGAGGCAGCACACCGUUCAUCUUCAAGACCAAUGUGCGGAGCAUGAAGCACUUUUAUCAUGAGCUGAAGCUUCUGCUUACGAUGGAGAACUAUCCGGGUAUAACCUCCAAACCCUUACGCGUUGUCAUCUGCAACGAAUCGGGUAUUGAUAGCUCUCAGGAUACGGUUGCUGGCUUCCUCUCAGAGUACUAUCCGAAAGGCAACCUACGCGAUGUUCUAGAAUCAAAAUCGCCCAUAGCUUCAGUCUUACAGCUGAAGUGGUCUAUCCAAAUUGUCGAGACUCUGCAGCACAUCCGGGCUAGCCCGGCCCGGUUUUACUCCGACCUCAAACCGGACAACUUGGUGAUAUCUGGAUUACGUCGAGACAUCAUCUUUAUAGAUUUCGAACAGGCGGGAAACUGGGACACUUUCCAACCCCCUGAGACCUUCUAUUUGACCUGGAUGGAAAAGCUCUCUGCUAGGAGAGAGUGGGAUACUUUGACGCCUGGACAAAUCUUUCGACACGAACAAGAACAGGCAAUGGUGUUCUCGCUUGAUAAAGUCUUGUGGUGCAUAUUUGAGGGUUGUAGUCACACACGGAAUUCGAUCGACGAAGAAUAUGACCGAGAAGUUGACCAUGAGUUCCCCGAGUUUAGAAGGACGUCGGAGCCACUACAGCAACUGAUCCGAAAAUGUACGUAUGGCGCACCAGAAUACAACUCAACUGAGCAGUUUCACCAGGUGCGCGAUGGACCAAGGGUUAAUGUUGAAUCUUCGGCAGGGAGUGAAUGGAGUUGUCAUGGCUCACCAAGAGAGGUCUUGGAGGCCGCAAGAACUUUGUGGUCUGAUCGGCUGUCACGCAUGGAGCGAUAUGUGGAAGCUAAAGGUCGUUGGAUGCAGAACAGCCACCAGGAAGGCGAUGUACAGCUUUUGGGGUUUCCGUUGAGGCCAACAUUAGCCGAGGCUCUCGAAAUUUUGAAGAAUGAGCUUCGUGAUACAGUCUUUAGAGCAUAA
Messenger RNA from Trichoderma atroviride IMI 206040, 1059 nucleotides. Lineage: Eukaryota; Fungi; Ascomycota; Sordariomycetes; Hypocreales; Hypocreaceae. The record is from RefSeq and is a predicted model, not a curated record.